GUGUGUGUGUGUCUGUGUGCGCAUCAAUGUGUGACUCUGUGUGUGUGUGUGGGUGGGUGUGGGUGUAACCAAGUGGAAUUUCAACGUUAAACCAUCUGACAAGAGAUCCACACCUGGUCAGGGUGUUUCUACCCAGCAUGCUGUGUGUCUGGCUGGAGUCAAACAGAGAUCAAUCUGCUUAAUUCAAUCGAACUUUCAACCCUUGAUGGAUGAGGAAUGAAAUGAAAGAUGCCAUCGAUUUCCAAAUGUUCUUGUUCAUUUGAGGGCAUUAUGUAAAUCUAAAGAGGAAGGAAGCCAUGCUCAUGCUUGAGCAACUCACUUUCUGGAUGCUCAGAGUCAGCGUUCCCUAAAGACCUCACACUGCCUGAUCGACGCCUCGCGCUGCCAGGAAACAGCGACAGCCUCGCUCAUCCGAGCGCUAAGAAGACAGCUCAGAGAGACCGCAGGGUGGUGAUGCAGCUAUGGAGUUGAGAACUACAGGAAGUGUGUUUGUGGUCUUCCUCUGCUCUGUGGCAGUGGUGCUGGGUCAGGACUGGAGAGUGACUUACACCUUCCAGAGAGUCUGUGCCUUGAGAGGCUCAUCAGUGGACCUGUCUUGCUCCUAUACUUACCCCAGAGGUCUCACAGUCACUACAACAGAGUGGUAUAAAUGGAAGUCUGAUCAAGGAUACACCUACAACAUCCAGGACCAACCAGAGUAUGCAGGUCGUGUGCAGUACCGUGGGGAUAAGGACAGAGACUGCACUCUGACGAUCACAGACCUGAGAGAGUCUGACUCAGCAUCCUACUACUUCAGAUUUAAAACAUACUAUUCAGAAUGGAUGCAUGUCUCAAAAGGAAUCUCUCUCUCAGUCACAGCUCUGCAGGUGACGGUAACAGGACUAUACAGAUAUAAGACCCUGACCUGUAGCUCCACCUGUACUCUGACUGGCUCCAGCUACAUCUGGUACCAGAACAACCAACACCUGCAAGGAGAAACCAGGAACCAGUACAGUAAAAAUGUCUACAGUGAUGAUGUCAACAGCUACUCCUGUGCAGUAGCAGGCCAUGAGGACCUCCGCUCUCCUGCAGUGUGUGUUUCUGGUCAGAACUGCUGGAGUGUGAAUUACCCCACCAGAAGGGUGUGUGUCUUGAGAGGCUCAUCAGUGGACAUCUCCAGCACCUACACACACCCUAGUGACCAUAAGAUCACCAAAACAUUCUGGUUUAAAGGGGAACUAUUUAGUGACCUGAAAGAUUAUCAUGAGUACACAGGUCAUGAAAACAGUGAAAGUAAGGUGAAACACAACACCCUGAGAGUCACAGGCCUAAGAGAGACUGACUCAGCUGAGUACAAGUUCAGAAUGGAAACCCGUGGUGGGGGGUAUUCUGGCUCUCCUGGAGUGCAGCUGACUUUCACAGACAUCAAGGUGGAGAUUGAACAGAGAUCUGUGACCGAGGGAGAUAAAGUCUCACUGACAUGCAAGACCAAGUGUUCAGUGAGUCUCAACACGUCCUGGUUCAGGAACGGAAAACUUGUGACCAACAGAAAGACCCAACAGAAGCUCCUGUACCUGGACCCAGUCAGCAGUGAGGAUGCAGGCAGAUACUCCUGUGCUGUGACAGAACACCAGCAUCUCCGCUCUCCUGAAGAGACUCUCAAUGUCACGUAUAAGCCAAGGAAUGUAUCAGUGUCAGUCAGUCCCUCUGGUGAAGUAGUGGAGGGCAGUUCAGUGACUCUGACCUGCAGCAGUGAUGCUAACCCACCAGUGCAGACAUACACCUGGUACAAGGAGAACAUCACCUCAUCUACAUCAUCUGGACAGAGCUACACCAUCACUAACAUCAGCUCUGAGGACAGUGGACAGAACUACACCAUCACUAACAUCAGCUCUGAGGACAGUGGACAGUAUUGGUGUAGGACUCAGAAUGAUGUUGGUGACCAUACUUCACAUGGAGUUCUGAUCAAUGUUUUAUAUGCCCCAAGAAAGCCCUCAGUGUCAGUCAGUCCCUCUGGUGAAGUAGUGGAGGGCAGUUCAGUGACUCUGACCUGCAGCAGUGAUGCUAACCCACCAGUGCAGACAUACACCUGGUACAAGGAGAACAUCACCUCAUCUAAAUCAUCUGGACAGAACUACACCAUCACUAACAUCAGCUCUGAGGACAGUGGACAGAACUACACCAUCACUAAAAUCAGCUCUGAGGACAGUGUAGGAUACUACUGUCAGGCUAAAAACCAACAAGGAAGAACCAACUCUUCUUCUGUGGUCCUGAAUGUUCACUAUGCCCCAAGAAAGCCCUCAGUGUCAGUCAGUCCCUCUGGUGAAGUAGUGGAGGGCAGUUCAGUGACUCUGACCUGCAGCAGUGAUGCUAACCCACCAGUGCAGACAUACACCUGGUACAAGGAGAACAUCAUCUUAUCUAAAUCAUCUGGACAGAGCUACACCAUCAGUAACAUCAGAUCUGAGGACAGUGGAGGAUAUUACUGUCAGGCUGGGAAUACAGUAGGAGAUGCAAACUCCUCUGUUGUAAUGAACACUCUUGUGACAGGGAUCUCAACAGCUCAGGCUGCAGCAGCAGGAACCACAGUCUCUGUUCUCCUGUCCGUCAUCCUCCUCUCUGCCUGCCUCCUCUGCAGGAAGAAGAAGACUUUAAAACCAUAUUCUGCUUCCAGACAACCAGCAUCUAACAAACAGGGGGAAUCUGGUCCUGUGUAUGACAACAUCUCAGCCUUCGCCCUGAACCCUGUCCCUGCUGUCCAGACACACACACACACAGACACACACACAGACACACACACAGACACACACACAGGCCAGCAGGAUGAUGUCAUCUACACCACUGUCGACUUCACUCGCUCCAAGACCCAGGACGUCCCCCUCUACUCCACCAUCCAAUCAGUGCAGCCCCAGAACCAGGAAGAGGAUGUGCAGUACGCCGCUGUGCAGUUCAACCGGCCCAAUCCUGCCCCCCGAGUCACUGGUCAGACCACCGAGGAUCCAUCUGGACUUUACAGCACUGUCACCAGAGCCAGGACCUGAACACACACACUCUCUGACACACACAAACACACACCCACACACACACUCUUAUACACACAAACACAGACACACACUGUUAACACAUGUAUAUAUGCACACACAUGGACAAACUACAAAAAUACUUUUGGUAUCAUGUUGUGUGUGAAAAACGUGUGUGUUUUUUUUGUUGAAAGGUUGUAAAAAUAAAUAUUUUUCUAUUGCUUUGUUUAUGCUGUGUUAAACCACAUUAAUACCACAGUUGUAUUUUUUAUUUUGUAAGGGUUGACACCUCAAAGUUCAAACUGUACAGCAAGAUUGAUUGAUUGAUUGAUUGAUUAAUUGAUUUAAUGAUGUACCGCUUGUGUGAUUAAGUGUUGCACUCGGCACAAUGUGUUUUUGUAAACAGUAAAAGAUGUCAGUUAA
Molecule: messenger RNA, 3422 nt
Organism: Hypomesus transpacificus
Lineage: Eukaryota; Metazoa; Chordata; Actinopteri; Osmeriformes; Osmeridae
Product: B-cell receptor CD22-like
Exons: 13
Coding region: 462-3020 (852 amino acids)
Biological process (GO): cell-cell adhesion
Cellular component (GO): membrane
Source: RefSeq, a predicted model, not a curated record